AUGCCACAAAAAACUCUAAAUCCAGUUAGCUGGUAUCAAAUCAAUAAAUCAAUAGAACUAAAUUCUAUCAGUUAUAUACACAGUGUUGUUGCUGUUAGUAAUGCAAGGUUAGAGGCAACAAAGAAAAGUGAUAAUUCUGUUGCUGAUAGUGAUACUGAUGAUUUGUUGAAGAUACACACCGAAAUAGCAAUCAAACAUUUACGCAUAACACCAGCCACCGAAUCCGAGCAACAAGCAGAACUGUUACAAUUUAUCGCGAAAAAAGAACGAAAAAUUAAAGAUCUUCAAGAAGAAUUAGCACAACAUGAAGAUGAAUUACGAUUAUUAAGAGAACGAUGGGAGAGUAUCAGAUCGAGCAAGAGGAAUAGUGGGUGGUUGAGAGGUGGUGGUGGUAAUAGCGGUGAUAAUAAAGGAAAUGGAAGUGUCUUCAAAAAUAUUGAGAAUGGUGGUAUUAACGCAAAUCAAGAUAAUCUUAUCAGUAUAAAUAUAGAGAACGAAGAUUUCCGUACUGGUGCUUGGGGUAAUCUUAGUAAAAGUAUCUCGGCAUUAACAAGAUCAGACACUCUCAAAAAUGUACGAAAGAAAACAAUGGACACUGUACACACAGUAGAAAAAUCACUUGCCGAUUCACUAGUAGUUCAAACCGAGACUAUCGUUCGAACAUCUCCCGAAUACAUUUGGUCCCCUACUGAAGAGAUUUUUAGUCGUUCCGAUCUAGAUCUUUUACAAGAAGAGAAUGACGAUGAUGAAUUG
Ambispora gerdemannii is the source of this 753-nucleotide messenger RNA. NCBI's taxonomy places the organism in Eukaryota, Fungi, Glomeromycota, Glomeromycetes, Archaeosporales, Ambisporaceae. The record is from the annotation of a GenBank genome assembly.